UGCCGUGUAAGGACUAGGGAUCAGCCAUGGAACAGCCAAAGGCAAAAAAGAGGCAGCUUGACGUCGCGCACCUGCAGAGCACUCCUUACUUCAAGAUGCGAGCCAUAGUUAAAGAACUUCGACCCCAUAUCAUUCAGGUUCUGCGUACUCCUGACUUCCGCAAUUGCAAGGCAGCUACUGAAAUUCGUCAAGAGCUGAAUGUUCUGAUGGAUCUGUGCAAAGAGAUGGCAGCACAAAGGGCAACAGCACCAACUCAAUCUAAGAAUGGAGCUGAGGGGCUGAAGCCCAGCAGCGUUACAAACCAGAAUAUGAAAUCUGCAGAGAAGCCUCCGGCUCCCUCAGAGAGGCCCGCAUCAUUAAUGAAGCCUUGUGAUGAUAAGGGGGUGACCUCCUCAGGAAGUCUAUCCCUAAAACCACGCACGGUUGAUGCCAUUGCCAAUGGGACAUAUAUAGUUGGCGGGUCCGCAUUUGGCUGGAAUUUCAUAGUCUAUCCCGGAGAUGCAAUGGUGUACUAUGGCAGAACAAAAGAGUCAUUCAGGUCUUCAAACCCUAAAUCUCAAUGAACGAUUCUUUGUCAUCACCAUGAUGAAGGAUGAUGUGAGCGAAAAAUUAGGUAUUGUUAAUAGACCUCUAUUUAUGAAACUGGUUAUGACAUAUGUUUUCGUUAUUGAUUUCUACGGUUUAAUUUUGCACUGAUCUACUUUUUGGAAGGAUACUAGUACCUUACCCGUGCAUCCGCACGGGUUGUAACUGUUUUGUAUGUCAAUUAUAAUUGAUUGUAAAUUAGUUUCUUUACAUAUAAAACAAAGUCUUUCAAUGUUUAAAACAAAAGAUAUGGCAUGAUCA
Cuscuta epithymum is the source of this 846-nucleotide messenger RNA. Lineage: Eukaryota; Viridiplantae; Streptophyta; Magnoliopsida; Solanales; Convolvulaceae. The record is from the annotation of a GenBank genome assembly.